Messenger RNA from Phytomonas sp. EM1, 1191 nucleotides. The record is from the annotation of a GenBank genome assembly. Lineage: Eukaryota; Euglenozoa; Kinetoplastea; Trypanosomatida; Trypanosomatidae.
AUGAGUUCAUUAGGUAUCGAAAAGCUGAAUCAAGGUCUUUCCCGGAUUGUCAGUAUCCGGCGUCGCCCUGAAAUUCGCCGGCAGUACGUCGAGCGCCUCACGAAAGGUCGGGUGUUCCGCAUCGGCACCCUCCACAACCGGGAGCUGAGCGAGGAGGUGCUGCGGCGUAACCGGCGAGGCUUCACCAACGCGCAGCUCAACACCGUCGCCUUCGCGCCCUCGCUUUAUCACUGGCUUUUUCACCGCUGCGGGAUCCCUUUCGCGGAAUCGCAGCGCCUCGUCGAGCAGGGGCGGCUUCGCGUCGACGACGUCCUCGUCACGCGGACGCGGGAGCUGGAAAGCCAGCUCGAGUGGUCGACCUUCCAGCGGCUGGAUAUUCAGCUCCGCCCUUUUCACGGGUCAGGCGAGGUGGCGUGGGUUCCCGCCCUCAAACGAGCCCUCCACCGCAGCUAUCAGUUUUUGUAUCUCGACCGCGGCGUCUCCCUCUCCUCAGAGGAGGCAAAUCCGCGGAGUUUCAUCCAUCGCGUCGUCACCGCGAGCGCGGUGGGGGGUUCGUCUUCGAGCGGAAGUAAUCGAAGUGGGCGGGCGGAAACCGCCGGGAUCAGCCCGGAGGCGGCCCUGGGGUUGAACGUGCUGCGUCCGAUCGGUUUUAUCGAUGGCCUCAAAGGCCUCGGCAUCAUCACGAACGAUGUUUCGAUGAUUCGGAACUGGAAUAAUGAGUUUUUGGGGAAUUACGGUGUCUACGAUCUUCGUUUCCCGCGCGGGGCACCAGUAGAGGUGAUACGGAACGCCGCCGAGGAUAUCACGCGGACUUUAAAAGAGGGCAUCCAGGCGCAGCUCGCCUCGCUCGCGGGUGCUCCGUCGAUUCCGUGCGUGUGCGCCGUGAAGCCGUCGCCGCCGCGGGCGCAGGAUUUGGUUUCGGAGCUCCACCGUGAUAUCGCGCUGCUGCCGGAGCGGAUUCUCGUGAGCACCCCUCUCAUGCCGUAUCGACUGGUCAAGCGUCUUCAACGCGCGCAGUGCUUAAUCGCGUUGGUUCGCUCCGGGCCUUUUGUGCUAACGCAGCCAUUGGUGCAAUCCCGAUCCCCGCGUCCUCUCUCACCGGCCGAGCUCGGGAUUUUAUUCACCUUUGAGAGGCGCUUAAAAGUAAACCGAAUGGUUUUAAGUCUGAGGCAGUUUGGGGAAGAGGAUUAA